This is a messenger RNA of Besnoitia besnoiti, 1890 nucleotides long. Its product is annotated as eukaryotic translation initiation factor 3 subunit 6 interacting protein. Gene Ontology annotation, cellular component: cytoplasm; eukaryotic translation initiation factor 3 complex. Gene Ontology annotation, biological process: translational initiation. The coding region runs from base 1 to 1890 and encodes 629 amino acids. The record is from RefSeq and is a predicted model, not a curated record. The transcript has 8 exons. Gene Ontology annotation, molecular function: translation initiation factor activity. NCBI's taxonomy places the organism in Eukaryota, Apicomplexa, Conoidasida, Eucoccidiorida, Sarcocystidae.
AUGACGGGCGAAGCAGGACGCGCGCCGGAGGCGAACAGCCCGGCCGAAAACGAGAAGAGACAGACUGUCGGCAUCCAUGGAGACGAGAGCUUGGCUUCUUCCCCUGCGAACCAUGGCUCGCCUCAAAAUGCCGAAGGCGAGGAAGGCCUCGACGACGCCGCCCUGGACCGCAUGAUGGGCGAAAAGGUUCGCUUCGAGAGCGACGUGGAAGAGUUUUUACGCUCGCUGUACGACGAGGUCUACGACAGGAACGUGGACGCAAUUCGGCGGCUCUACGAAGUCGAGUUCCCCGCACUGACUGAGCGGUACUACGCGGAGCGCCGCUGGCCGUCGGUCGACGAAGUCGGGACUUUCUACCGGCAGUUUGAUCGCUAUCACUGCCUCAUCAUCACGCUCUACAAAGAGCUCUACUACCGCCAUCUCUUCCUCAAGUGCCAACAGGAAAUCACCUGGGAUGACCGCCGACUUGCGUGGGAGAACUACGCGCUCCUGAUCAACUUCUUAGCUGAAGUCGAGUGCAGGCCCGACGAGCAGAAGGACGGCAAGUCGCUGCGCCUACCGCUGCAGUGGCUGUGGGACAUUCUCGACGAGUUCGUCUACCAGUUCCAGGAGGCGUGUCGUUGGCGGCAGCGCAUUGCGCGGCGUCUGCCGGAGGACGAGGAGGAGCGCGCUUUGUUUUUGCGCGAGAUGGACAAGGACAGCGACGUUUGGAAGGCGAGUCAGGUUCUCGAGUUUUUGCAUGCGCUUGUCCAGCGGUCGGAGGUCCAGGAUCUGCUGCGUCAGCCGAAGGACGACGCCACCAAGACCAAGCUCUUUGAGAGCGAAAUCCGUUUCCAGCUCGGCUACUUUGCGAUGAUUCUCCUUCUCCGCCUCCACGUGCUCAUGGGCGACUACUUUGUCGGCGUCAAGAGCGUGGAAAACAUCGAAUUGUCCUCCAGGGGAUUCUACUGGAAAGUCCCUGCCGCCCACGUCACGCUGUUCUACCAUCUCGGAUUCGCCUACACCAUGAUGAGGCGCUACACUGACGCGAUCCGCGUGAUGAGCCAACUUCUCAUCUUCGUCUCGCGGCAGCGCAGCUACCUGUCUGCGCAUUUCUACCAACAGAUGGCGAUGAACAAGGCCGUGGACAAGAUGUAUAUCCUCGUCAUGCUUUGCGCGUCGCUCUGCAACGUCAAGCUCGACGAAAGCGUGAACCAAAUGAUCAAAGAGAAAUACUCGGACAAAUUCUACAAGCUGCAGCAAGAGAGCGACGAGACGUACUGCGACCUCUUCACCUGGGCCUGCCCCAAGUUCAUCAACCCCGCGACGCCCUCGUUCGAAGAUCCGCAGGCCCUCGAGCGAUUCGCGAACGCCUACAGCGAAGUCCAGCUCAGACAGUGCAAAAUGUUCUUCAAAGAAGUUGAGUUCCACAAGAAGAUCAACACGAUCAACUCGUUCGCGAAGCUCUAUAACAACAUCCAGAUCUCCAAACUGGCGUCGCUCAUGGAGCUGCCAGACAAGGACCCCGAAGACGCCGUCCGCUCGGAAAUCCUUUCUGUGAAGCACAAGGGCAGGCAAAAGACGUGGAGAAGUGGCUCGCUCCUCAGCGGCGACCUGAUGCCCAGUGCCUCCGACAACAGCGUCGAAUUCUACAUGGACCAAGACAUGAUUCACGUUCGGAGCCAACAAUCUCAGAAGGUGUACGUGGAUCAGUUCCUGAAGCAGAUUGAGAGGUCGCAGAACUUGUUCCACUCUCUACAAAACAACGCCGCGCCGCGCACGCAGCAGCGCGACAACCGCGGAGGUCAGGGCGGAGAGAGAGAUAACAAGUUUGAGCGCAACUCGCCUGACCGCCGCGCCCACAACAACAUGAACGACGCGCCGCAGCGUGCGCAGGCGGCCUUCGCUUGA